Molecule: messenger RNA, 430 nt
Organism: Effrenium voratum
Lineage: Eukaryota; Dinophyceae; Suessiales; Symbiodiniaceae
Source: the annotation of a GenBank genome assembly
GGAAUGGUGUUCUCAGUGGAGCUGCUGGAUAGAGAAGGAGGCAAGAUUCGUGCAAGCUUGUUCAACGAAGCUGCGGAGCAGCACUAUGAUCUCAUGCAGUGCGGAAGAUGCUUCACGCUGUGCAACGGCAGCGUGCGCCCUGCCCAGAAGAAGUACAGCGUGCUCAAGCAUGGCUACGAGCUGGUGUUCGACGGCAGAUGUCAGAUACACAUGGUAGACGACGACGCUGACAUCGGAGCAGUGCGCCUCGCCGUGCAGAAGAUUGCUUCAGUGACACAGAUGCCUGUGCCUAGCAGCGUGGAUAUCUGCGGAGUCAUCGUUUCAGCGGAGCACCCUCAAGAGUUUCAGACCAAAGAAGGAAAAGCUUUAGUCAAGCGAGAGAUCACUGUGGCAGACGACAGCGGCCACAGCGUGCUGGUUACCUUGUGGG